GAAAGCUCUUCUUCCUCAGCUUUGAAUACAACAGCUCUUGACCAGUUUGAAACAUUUGUUGAAAUGUUUCCCGUCACUCUCAACGACGAACCACCCACAAAAAAGAGGAGGAUGAGCGCUGGAUUUGAAGGCCGUGACGUUUAUGACAAGUGGAGAGGAGAGCAGUACAAGAUGCGCUUAAAUUAUAUCCUCGCUUACAAUUCCAUCUCAGCUCACAUUGGCAGGCAUCAACCGACUUUGGACAAAGUCCGUCUCGUCAUCUCCAAAGAAAAGUGGCACGCAAACCUCCCGGACCUUAAGGAUAUUCUUCAGGCUUGGAUAUCUGAACAGAAGACGAGCAUUGAAAAGGAUGGCAAAAUCAUAAAGGCAGUUUCGGAGCAAAAAUGGAAAGGGCUUCAGAUCCAGGACUUUGGUGGAGAUAAGGGAAAAGGUGUCGUUGCCACCAUGCCAUUCACCAAAGGAGAUGUCCUUUGUGACUACCAUGGCCGAAUAAUCCCGGCAUCUGAAGGAAAGAAAUUGCUUUCAGAACAGCAGAGUGGAGAAAUGGGCUAUCUUUUUUUUUUCAAGACCAGAGGUGGUGCCAGUCUUUGUAUCGAUGCACAGACCUUCCCUUGUGAAUGUCACCCCCUUAAAGACACAUUUGGGAGGAGGAUGAAUCAUUCUAAAAAGAAAUUCAAUGUCAAGCCGGUACAUUUCCAAUUGAAAUUCCCUGAUGGUUGCAGAGACACUAUACUGUUCCUGGCAUCAAAGGAUAUCCAGUGCAAUGACGAAAUCUUGUGGGACUAUGGCGUAAACAAGACAUCAUUCAGAGGUGAAGGUCUUGACUUGGACUGGUUAGAUGAAUGAGACAAACAUUUUUCUGGUGUUUGCUGACAUUGCUGUGCUGGAUUUGCCUCCUAUAUGCCGCUUUUAA
Alosa sapidissima (American shad) is the source of this 913-nucleotide messenger RNA. RefSeq names its product N-lysine methyltransferase KMT5A-A-like. The record is from RefSeq and is a predicted model, not a curated record. Bases 64 to 846 code for a protein of 260 amino acids. The transcript has 4 exons. Lineage: Eukaryota; Metazoa; Chordata; Actinopteri; Clupeiformes; Clupeidae. Gene Ontology annotation, molecular function: protein binding.